AUGUCGGUUCUGUCGCGCUCCAUCACCCGUACUGCGGUUCUGAGCACCCUAGUCUUCGUCCUGUGUGCCAUCGUUCUGUUCUCUGCCGACAGCAGAGAUCACCAAAGAGCGCAUCAUGGACGACAGUCGCACCGCCAUGCCGUAUCGAGCGCGAAGUCUUCGCAGGCGGAGAAAGCGCUCGAACGGAUGGACCUCACAGAAGCGCAAUGCAACAAUGCAUUCCCCAGCUUGAACAUACCGAUCCAGGACUCGGUAGCGCGUGGCAAGUUCGUCUUCAACGUGUCUGAUCCUGAGUACAAAGGCUUGGUGCAAGGCCGUAUACGGAACAACCAGCUCUAUGUGCUUUCUGUUGCGCCAGACACAGUCCCUGAUAUCCUCCAUCAGCGAACGGCCAUCUUGCAACAGAUCCACCGAGCACUUUUGACAGCGCCGGAACGAGUCCCAGACACCCAUUUCGCGUUCGUCAUCAACGACAGUCCCAAGAAUAAUUCCUGGACGUUCGCUCGCGAGAAUAAGAACUCGAGCAGCUACAACACAUGGCUGAUGCCGCAUUUUGGAUUCUGGUCAUGGGAGAGAGACGGCCUCGGUACGAUGGACGACAUCAUGCAGCGCAUCGACGACAUCGAAAGAGUCAGAGUGUGGGACGAGAAGCUUGCGAAGCCGGUGUGGAGAGGCACGGUUUGGUUCAACCCGUUGGCGUACCCGAACCUACGCAAGGAUCUGGUGAAACAGGCUGGAGGCAAGGCGUGGGCGAAUGUGCAAGCACUGAGGAAAUCCUCCGCCGGCGACAACGGGCUGAAGAUCGAGGAUUUUUGCAAGCAUAAGUAUGUGGUGUACACGGAGGGCGUGACGUAUUCUGGGAGGCUGCCGUAUCACCAGGCGUGUGAGAGCGUGCUGCUCACUGCUCCACUGACGUACCUAACGACAACGGCGUACUGGAUAAAACCGAUAAAUGCCGAUGUUCUCUUCUCAUCCUUUGGUUAUAGAGAGGCAUCGAGAGCGAAGCCGAAUGUUGUUCCGUUACUACCAACUGUGAAGGACUGGCGGGAAGCUAACGCGAUCUACAUUGCACCCGACUCGUCGAAUUUGGAAUCCACCAUCGCGCUCUUGGAAAAGAACCCAGAUGUUGCAAAGCGAAUAGCGAGGAGCCAGAGGAGCACGGCCGUAGAAAGAGGAUUUCUUCGCCCUGCGGCAGAAGUGUGCUAUUGGAGAGCACUCAUUCGUGGGUGGGCUUCAGUUGCAGAGAUUGAAGGCGGGGGUUGGGGCGAGGAUGUGGGUGAGAGGUUCGAGACAUGGAUAGUAAAGCAGGUGGUAGCAUCGCAGGAGAGUGGUAGAGGAAGAACACGGUGGGACAGCAAGCAUACCAAAGGAACACAGUUAGUGUCAUGA
Aaosphaeria arxii CBS 175.79 is the source of this 1389-nucleotide messenger RNA. RefSeq lists its product as uncharacterized. The transcript is spliced from 2 exons. NCBI's taxonomy places the organism in Eukaryota, Fungi, Ascomycota, Dothideomycetes, Pleosporales. The record is from RefSeq and is a predicted model, not a curated record. Bases 1 to 1389 code for a protein of 462 amino acids.